AUGGGUUCCCAGAUCAACGAGACGCCGGCCCUGGCCACGAACCCCAAGUUCAUCUUCUUCACCGACUUCGACGGCACAAUCACCCUCGAGGACUCCAACGACUACAUGACGGACAACGUCGGCUUCGGCUUCGAGAAGCGCCGCGACGGCAACCUGCUCGUCCUCGAGGGCAAGAAGCACUUCCGCGACGCCUUCCGCGAGAUGAUGGAGAGCGUCACCCUGCCCUUCGACCAGUGCAUCGACCUGCUCAAGAAGAACGUCAAGCUCGACCCCGUCUUCAAGGAGUUCUACUUCUGGGCGAAAGAGCAGAACAUCCCCGUCGUCAUCAUCUCCGGCGGCAUGAGGCCCAUCAUCCGCGCCCUGCUCGUCCAGUGGCUCGGCGAGGACGAGGUCGAGAACAUCCAGAUCGUCAGCAACCAGGUCGCGCCCCGCGACGGCAAGAGCCUCAACGACGAGGGCGGCUGGCAGAUCGUUUACCACGACGACAGCAUCCACGGCCACGACAAGUCCAUUGAGCUGCGCAAGUACUCCUCCCUCCCCGAGCGGCCCGUCAUGUUCUACGCCGGCGACGGCGUGUCGGACCUGUCCGCCGCACGGGAGACGGAUCUGCUCUUUGCCAAGCGCGGCAAGGACCUCGUCUCGUGGUGCGAAAAGGAGAACGUUUCCUUCGUCACCUUUAACGACUUCUCCGACAUUCUGGACACGGUCAAGCAGAUUGUCGACGGCAAGGUCAGCGUCAAGGACGCCGCACGGGGACGCAUUCACCACUAG
This is a messenger RNA of Colletotrichum karsti, 771 nucleotides long. Its product is annotated as phosphoserine phosphatase. Gene Ontology annotation, molecular function: phosphatase activity. The coding region runs from base 1 to 771 and encodes 256 amino acids. The record is from RefSeq and is a predicted model, not a curated record. NCBI's taxonomy places the organism in Eukaryota, Fungi, Ascomycota, Sordariomycetes, Glomerellales, Glomerellaceae. The transcript is spliced from 3 exons.